Molecule: messenger RNA, 1316 nt
Organism: Neogale vison (American mink)
Lineage: Eukaryota; Metazoa; Chordata; Mammalia; Carnivora; Mustelidae
Gene: MIA
Product: MIA SH3 domain containing
Exons: 4
Coding region: 766-1161 (131 amino acids)
Biological process (GO): extracellular matrix organization
Molecular function (GO): protein binding
Source: RefSeq, a predicted model, not a curated record
CCUGGAGCCAGAUCUGGCCUUUCUGCUUCUGGCUCUAACCUUGAGCAAGUUUCUGAAGGCUCUCCCUGCCAUUUCCAUGGCAAGGGGUUAUAACAGCCCUCUUAAGGUGAUGCAGUGUCCAUUUGAGUUAAUAAGAUAAAAAUGACGUGCUGAGUACUCUGAAUGACUUUGCUUCCCUGAUCACCAUUUUACAGAGUAGUAGGUGAGGCUCUCAGAAAAAUUGCUUAGCCUGGGUCACCCAGUCAGGAAGUGCCUUGGGAAGAUAAAUAGUGAUUAUGGGAGGGCAUUACUAGCCUUAAGAUCCAGCAUAAAAUACUUGGUCCUUGAGGGUGGGGUCUUUUUCUGGUGAUCAAAAGGCUGCCUUGUUCUGUCCUCAAGCACAGGAAAUUCCAAGGUAGUUUUCUGUACUAGCUCCCUGUUUCUGUUCGUGGAAGGGGCCCAGGUACCCAAGCAGCCUCAAGAGAAGAUAGAAUUGAAUAUCUCAACCUGUAUGGUUGAGGGGGUGGGGGGUGGCUGGCACUUGGAGUGGCCUGGGCUGCUUUGGGCCUAUCUGGGCAUUUCCCUGGGCAGGCAGCCCUCACCCUAUCCUUGAAAUGGUUCUGGCUGGGUAACAGCCUCUCCGUGUUGUGGGUGAAAUUUGGGACUGGUUAAGGGCGGAGACAGCAUGGAGAACACAGGUUUCCUUGUAUUGCUGGAGAGAGGGAGGGCAUAAGGAAAUUAGAGACCCCAUUUCCCCUUCGAUCACUUUCUUGCUCGGAGCCCACGAUGGCUGGGUCCCCAGCGUUCCUCGGUGUCAUCAUUCUGCUGUCUGCCUUCCUGGGACCCAGUGUCGGGGGCCGCGCCAUGCCCAAGCUGGCUGACCGCAAGCUGUGUGCUGAUGAGGAAUGCAGCUACCCUAUCUCCAUGGCUGUGGCCCUUCAGGACUACGUGGCUCCCGACUGCCGUUUCCUGACCAUACACAGGGGCCAAGUCGUGUAUGUCUUCUCCAAGCUGAAGGGCCGAGGGCGGCUCUUCUGGGGAGGCAGUGUUCAGGGAGAUUACUAUGGAGAUUUAGCUGCUCGCCUGGGCUAUUUCCCCAGUAGUGUUGUACGUGAGGACCAGACCCUGAAACCUGGCAAAAUCGAUGUGAAGACAGAUAAAUGGGAUUUCUACUGCCAGUGAGCUCAGUCUACCACUGUCCCUGCUGUUUUUUUUUCUUCCCGGCUUUAUGCAAAUAUACCAGCCAAGUACAAAAUGAGGGUCUCUGUGGUCUUAAUGGGGGGGGGUGUAACAAAGAAAAUGUUUCCCCAGCCUCCUGAAUUUAGCCAGUCAGCCCC